GCAAAAAAGAGGAACGAACGAACGUCGGUUCUCUUCUCAAUUCAACACUUGUUCAAUUUUAUUGCGUUUGCGGUUCUUUUCUACACAAAAAAUCAAACAAACCGACGCAUUCAAACUUAAAUAAUUAACAACUGUGAUCAAAAAACAUUUACACACAACAACAAAUUAGAGCGGAAUUUCAUCAAAUUAGGCCACAGCGAAACACCACACAUUCUUAAUUCCGGUCCUCAACUCGCACAAAAGUUUGUGCCCAGUGUCAACAAUAUACUGUGAACAUUGUUCUCUGCAGCUCUCAAGGUGCAAACUUCAGCAGCGAAUUAAAACAAUUUGGAACCAACAACAACAAGCAAUAUUUUUGUGCAUUACAAAUUAUACCAGCAGCGCCCAUACAGGCAUCAGCAACAACAAUAGCUAAAAAGACCCUAUCCAUAGCCAAGUUCCGUAUUUGAACAACAACCAGAUCGGAAAGACAUCAAGUCCAAGUUGUUGAGAAUUCACACAUUCAAGCAUAAUCACGGAAGAACCACAAAAGCAAUAGAAAAGGAGCAAGAACCAACAUCCCAGUAGCCCCAAAACGCUUGUAAUUUAGCAAUGGUCAUGGAUGCGACUCAAUCGCAGCAGCCUUCGCCCCAAUCGGUGGGACGCGAAUUUGUGCGUCAAUAUUAUACGCUGCUUAACAAGGCCCCAAAUCAUUUGCAUCGCUUCUAUAACAAUAACUCAUCGUUCAUACAUGGAGAUUCGACUCUGGUAGUUGGUCAGCGAGAGAUUCACAAUCGCAUCAAGCAGCUGAACUUCAACGAUUGUCACGCCAAGAUUAGCCAAGUAGAUGCGCAGGCUACUCUUGGCAAUGGCGUGGUUGUCCAGGUGACGGGUGAGCUGUCCAACGAUGGUCAACCAAUGCGUCGCUUUACCCAGACGUUCGUUCUGGCUGCCCAGUCGCCCAAGAAGUACUAUGUGCACAACGACAUCUUCCGCUAUCAGGACAUGUACAUCGAGGACGAGCAAGAUGGGGAGUCGCGUUCGGAGAAUGAUGAGGAGCACGAGGUUCAGGUCGUGGGUAGUGCCAACGAUCAGCCCAUUCAGGUGGUUGGUGAUGUCACCCAAGCGCUGCAAUCUCCUGGUCAAGUGCUACCCCAGCAGCAGCAACAGCAGCAGCCGGCUCAACAACCACAGCAGGUAGCUCCCAAUACUGGUGGUGGUGCAGCACCGCAGAUCUUCUAUCCCGUAACUGUGCUGCCAGCCGCUCCGCAGGCAGCUGCUGUGCCUAUGCCCGCGCAAUUUACGAUUCAGCCCGUACAAAAUGGCGUGGUUGCGCAUGAUGAGUUGCCACAGCAGCCACAACCACCGCAAGCUAUGGUGCCUCCAAAUACCACGCCAUUGGUGCAGCAGCAACAGCAGAGUGGGCCAGUUGCCGGUUCUAACACGCCCGUGAUGAGUUCUAGCGUUGGUUUGGCCUCUGUACCCCCCGCGGGCUUCCAGCAAACACCGCUCGUGCCGCCGCAGGUACUGCAGCAGCAGCAACAACAACCACAGCAGCUACCCCAACAGCCCCUUCUACAGCCAGAAAUCGAGGAUAAUGUAGUGCCCACCAGUGAGGUUCCGCCUCGUCAACUGCAGAAGGCACCUACGCCUGUCGAAGAUUUCAAGACUAUACACGAACAGCAACAGCAGGAGAAAUACGAGGCUGCCAAGCAGCAGCAGAACGAACCGAAGACCUAUGCCAAUCUCUUCAAGUCUACAUCCUCUUCUCCAAGUGGCUUCGUCAAUGCAGCAUUGCAACAGCAACAACAACUGCAGCAGCAACAGCAGCAGCAGAAUAUAAACAAUGUCUAUUCUUCGUCUAGCGGCGGCGGUGGUAACAAUGCUGUCAGCUACUCGACCACAGCUUCGUCCUACAACAACACCAACAAUAACAACAACAGCGGUGCGCGAGUAGACAAUGGUGGUCCCAUGCCCCAACGUAACAAUUCCAUCAGAAACAACAAGGACUUUGAGCAGCGUCGUCCAAGCAACGCCCAAUUCGGGGACAACCAGCAACUGUUUCUGGGAAAUAUUCCGCAUCAUGCGUCCGAGGAGGAGCUGCGUGGGCUGUUCUCACGCUUCGGUAAUAUCAUUGAGCUGCGAAUUCUGUCUAAGGUAGGCAGCAAAGUGCCACCCGGUAUGCGAAGUCCCCUUAACUAUGGCUUCAUCACAUUUGAUGAUCCCGAGGCGGUGCAGAAGUGUCUGGCUAAUGGCCCCCUGUACUUCCCCGAGAACUCCCCGGAUGCACAGAAAUUGAAUGUAGAGGAAAAGAAGCCACGCAUGCGCAAUGAUUUGCCCCCACGCCAAAAUAUGGGCGGCAACAAUAUGAAUAGCAUGGGCCGGGGCGGUGGCCUGGGAGGUAACAAUGGUCCCCAAUCGAGACCCAUGGGCGGCAACAACAACGGAGGUGGUGGCAUGCUUCGUAACAAUCCUGGCAAUGCAGGGAAUAAUAUGCGCACUGGCGGCGGUGGCGGUAAUGGUGGUCCACGCUUGGGCGGCGGCAAUGGCGGCGGUUUCAACAACCGCAAUGACAACCGCAGUGGUGGUGGCAACUCCGCUAAUGGACCGCUGCGCGGUGCUGGUAAUGGACAAAGCGGUAGCGGCGGUGGCAACUAUGGACGUCGUUAAGGCUAAUGAAAUGUUGCUCUAACCAUAUCCAUUAUCAAAAUAUUUAACAUCAAAAUAGAAAAGCUGGCGCUGUGCGGCCGCAUUCGAGUUAGGAGCAGCGUCAUAACCCCAAUGUUGAAUGCAUCGACUUCUUCCAUAAAGCAAACAAACGGCAUCAAACAUCUACAUCAAUCAUACAACCUUCAAUCAAGCGUAAUGCGUUCAACACCACCAGAUUACAUAAUUACGUAGCAGCUGUAACAGCAAUGAUGGCAGCGGCAAAAGAAUAAUAACUGCGCUGCUCACCACCAUGAGAAAAACCACAACAGAACAACGAUAGCAGAGACGGACCAUUUUCAAGCUAGAGAGUUUUUAUAAGUUCUACUGAGUUUAAUUUUCGACCAUAUUAAAUUCAGUUCGUCGUCUCUGCUGCACUCGUUCCAAGCCGUUCCAUCCAGUUCGUGCCAAAAAAAAAACAAGCUACAUUUGUGCAAAUUAACGUUGUAACAAACAAAAAAACACAAAGUGGGAAAAAUUGAAACGAAAAAGACGCUGCAUCUUACUCGACUUCAUUUGCAAAUAACACACGUUAUUUUUAAGUCUCAAAUAAAGAAUCAUAAUAAAGCCCACCCUCAUCACACACACACACAAUCUGUACACAGACAUGCAAACAAACAAAAGAAAAACUACUACACAUAAUAAUUUAGCAUAAAUAAAUGUAACCUUUAAUUUCAAA
This is a messenger RNA of Scaptodrosophila lebanonensis, 3364 nucleotides long. It is a transcript of the gene rin, whose product is annotated as ras GTPase-activating protein-binding protein 2. Bases 592 to 2649 code for a protein of 685 amino acids. NCBI's taxonomy places the organism in Eukaryota, Metazoa, Arthropoda, Insecta, Diptera, Drosophilidae. The transcript is spliced from 5 exons. Gene Ontology annotation, cellular component: cytosol; ribonucleoprotein complex. Gene Ontology annotation, molecular function: mRNA binding. The record is from RefSeq and is a predicted model, not a curated record.